Messenger RNA from Pelagomonas calceolata, 1028 nucleotides. Lineage: Eukaryota; Pelagophyceae; Pelagomonadales; Pelagomonadaceae. The record is from the annotation of a GenBank genome assembly.
UUGUAGUGGCAGUGUUCUCAGUGUGAAGCGCUGAGUGCAAGCGUCACGCCUCGAUAGCGUCGCUGCGAGUUGUAGUGCAGUGCUCUCAGAGAGGCUUUGUUAGCACGGCAGUAUAUCGAGUUGCACGCGUCACGCGUCGAUAGCGUCCCGACGAGUGCUGCGGCUGCGGUCAGGCAGUGUUUGUUGGAUAACUAGCGUUUGCCGGUGCGUUGAUGACGUUUGCUGAUCUCGCUAAGUGUGUCUUUGCACGCUAGCUAGUCUGUGCAGCUUUCGAUUGCAGGCCCAAAAUCGAUCGCUUUCGGUGCUCGGCCACAGCAGUAGACGGCAUCGCUCAUCAACAGAGCCGUAACGCAUCGAUAUGCUCCGUGCACUCCUAUUACCAAACAUUGCAGCCGCACUGCUCGGCGGCCCAGCUUUCACAGCAACACGUUGCACCUACGACGAAGUAUCCGAGCUCGCGAGCCCAUCAGAACCAGUGGACGGCGACGUGUGGGUCAAGGUUACUGAGAACGCGGCACCAUCAUUGGACUUGACGUCCGCCAUGGCCGCCGCAACCAGUGAACCAUCUAUAGUCGUAGGAGCACCCGCGGCCUGCGGCCGCCUCCGUCCAGGACCGAACCCGGUCAUUGAUGUGCUGCGGUCCUCGAUCGCCAAGGAGCAGGUCGACCGCUGCGGCGCGUCGAUGGACGCAUGCAUAGAAAAGUUGUUAGAAUGCUGGCUCGAGAACUUGGGAGACGACGAGUUCGAGAGUCUCGGCGCCUCGGCGACGUUGUACACGUCCGACGCCUUCGAGCGCUUCGGGUUCGCGGAAAUCGAAUUUCCCGACCUGACCGCAUUGGGCCGCGGCGAGCCCAUCGUGACGCAUCGGGCGCGCCUAUCCGCCGCAAUUCUCGCCUGCGACGCGCGGGGCAGCGCGGCGCUCGCCGAGGAAUUGCGAAGGCAGCCGCCGCCCUCCGGGAAGGAAGAGGCGGCGGCUCCCAAAAAAGACCCGUGGGCGGGCGCGUUUAAGUUGUAACAGUAACACAAUA